AUGAAUCUAUGGAAAAAGGCUUCCGGCGCCCUCAAAGACAGGAACAGCAUAUUGGCCGCGAGCAUCGCACGGCGGACCUCCUACCGCAAUCCCGAUCUCGAAGCAGCCAUCAUCAAGGCCACCAGCCAUGAUGAGUUCUCGCUGGAUUACAAGAACUUCCAGCGAGUCUUCGCCUGGCUGCGGACCUCCCCGGUCUAUGUGAAGCCUCUCAUCUGGGGCCUCUCCAGACGCAUGCUGAAAACGCGGAGCUGGGUGGUGGCCCUCAAGGGCCUCAUCCUUAUGCACGGUGUUUUCUGCUGCAACCUCCCAGCGGUGCACACCAUUGGGAGGCUGCCCUUUGACAUGUCCAACUUCAUGGACAAGCACACGAAGCCGGGCAAGAGGUGGAUCUACAGCGCCUUCAUUCGCCUAUACUUCACGUUUCUCGACCAGAGAGCCGUGUUCAUGUGCAUGGAAUCAAAGGGAGAGGUAAUGAAGGAGAGCAAGUCGAAAACAGAGGAACGCUCCAUAGGGCAGGAGCUGGUGAAGCUGCAGAAGUUGCAGACCUUGCUGGACAUGCUUCUCCUAAUCAAACCGCUGUCCAAGACAAUGCACAGGAGCACCCUGAUUCUUGAAGCCAUGGAUUGCGUUGUUAUUGAAAUUUUCGACAUUUAUAGUGCAAUUUGCGAUGGGAUUGCAAGGGUGCUCCUCAGAAUUUAUGCAGCCGGGAAGUUUGAAGCCAGCAUGGCGCUGAAGGUUCUCAAGAAAGCAACCAAGCAGGGACAAGGACUCGCUGCCUACUUCGAGUUUUGCAGAGACAUUGGGGUUCUCAAUGCUUCGGAGCUUCCGAAAGUCGAGCAUAUCCCGGACGAAGAUAUCCACGACCUGGAGCGAGUCAUCAUGAGUGGAGCUAAUUCAGGGAAAAGAAACAUGGAUGUUGUCGUCCCUAAGAAGGAAGAUGACAAAGCUGUGGUGGUGAGUUCUAGAAAUCAUGCCAUUGAUGAGCAUCAGAAUGAGUCAAGUUGGACUUUGGAGACUGUCAUUACAAAUGAAUGGGAGGUUUUUGAAGAUGAUUUGAAGGCCCGUGAAGGAAUUCAAUUCUCUUUUGAUGGAGAAAGGAUUGAAGACCACCCUUCGGCCAUUCAACCUUAUGCACCUGCUUAUAAUAAUCAAAAUUUACCAGAUUUAAUAAUUUUAUAG
Molecule: messenger RNA, 1179 nt
Organism: Malania oleifera
Lineage: Eukaryota; Viridiplantae; Streptophyta; Magnoliopsida; Santalales; Ximeniaceae
Product: putative clathrin assembly protein At1g25240
Exons: 1
Coding region: 1-1179 (392 amino acids)
Biological process (GO): clathrin-dependent endocytosis; vesicle budding from membrane; clathrin coat assembly
Cellular component (GO): clathrin-coated pit; clathrin-coated vesicle
Molecular function (GO): SNARE binding; 1-phosphatidylinositol binding; phosphatidylinositol-4,5-bisphosphate binding
Source: RefSeq, a predicted model, not a curated record